AGACAAGAGUAAAGAGGCGUGUGAUGGUUCUGCCUUAGUACUUGUACAGGCAGGAAUGUUUCCAGUACUUCUUUGUACAACUCACUGAGGGAAUGGGAAACUGUUUUAUAGCUCUGGAAACAUAAGCACAGUAAGAAUGUCUGAGGCUAUCCGAUGCACUCUCGUGAACUGUAGUUGUCAGUGUUUCAAACCUGGGAAAAUAAAUCAGCGACAAUGUGACCAGUGCCGGCAUGGAUGGGUAGCACAUGCCCUGAGCAAAUUAAGGAUUCCCAAUCUCUACCCAUCAAGCCAAGUAGAAAUAGUUCAAUCCAAUGUUGUCUUUGAUAUCAGUAGCCUCAUGUUGUACGGAACCCAAGCCAUUCCUGUGCGCCUUAAAAUUCUGCUAGAUCGGCUUUUCAGUGUUCUGAAGCAGGAAGAGGUAAUACAGAUCCUCCAUGCUCUGGAUUGGACACUGCAGGAUUAUAUACGUGGAUAUGUGCUACAGGAUGCUUCAGGAAAGGUGCUGGAUCACUGGAGCAUAAUGACCACUGAAGAAGAACUGGCUACUUUGCAGCAGUUUCUUCGCUUUGGAGAAACUAAGUCCAUUGUAGAGUUAAUGGCAAUUCAAGAGAAAGAAGGGCAAUCAAUUAUAAUACCACCACCAACUGCCAAUUUGGAUAUUAGGGCAUUCAUUGAGAGCUGCAAUCCACACAGCCCAAAUUUUUCUGCUUCCUUGGAGAAAAUGAGUCCCACCAACAUUCAUCCCUUUGAGAAUAUUGUCAAUAACGUGGCUUUCAUGCUGCCAUUUCAGUUUUUCAGUCCAGUGCCUCCACCUUUGAUAGGUUCACCACCAGAAAGACAUUUGAUUGAGCAAGGUCAAGACCACAGCAAUGAAACCAAACAAGAUCUUCAGAUACCAUUUUCUGAAAGCAGCUUCUUAACUUCUAGUUCUGCACCAUUUCAAGUUGAAAAUGAGAGGAGCUUAAAUGGUCCAGAUGUCACUAAAACAGAAGAUGAUGCCCUUUUAAGUGAUUCCAGUUCACAUAAUACAGCAGCAAAGCUUGAAAUGACAGCACUAUCUCCAGAAAACAAAAUUAAAUCUGUUGAAAAAAACGGUGCUGGGCCUAGGAAAGGGCGUGUUUUCUGCACUGCAUGUGAAAAGACAUUUUAUGACAAAGGUACUCUGAAAAUACAUUACAAUGCAGUUCAUCUGAAGAUAAAGCACAAGUGCACCAUCGAGGGCUGCAAUAUGGUAUUUAGCUCUUUGCGCAGCCGAAAUCGUCAUAGUGCAAAUCCUAACCCCAGACUCCACAUGCCAAUGAAUAGAAAUAACAGGGAUAAAGAUCUAAGAAACAGUUUGAGCAUUGCUGGACCUGGAGAUAGUAAAAGGACAGAAUUUACAAUUUUAACUCCGGAUAGCAGAACUAUUUCCAGCUAUGCCAGCUCUUGUACAGAUUCAAAAGGUCAGGCUGGAUUUUCCAGUAUUGGACACAAUGGUGUCCUCUUUCCAAACCUGAAGACAGUACAGCCUGUUCUUCCUUUUUACCGUAGUCCAGUCACACCAGCUGAGCUUGCUAAUACUCCAGGUACUCUUCCUUCUCUGCCUCUUGUUUCUUCCUCAAUACCAGAGCAGCUUGUUUCAAAUGAAUUGCCCUUUGACAUGCUCCCCAAGAAGAAGUCUCGUAAGUCGAGCAUGCCCAUCAAGAUAGAGAAAGAAGCUGUUGAGACACCUCACGAAAGCAGCGAUGUCGCCAGUUCUGAAGACGACACACGUCUGCAAGUGGUAAGCGAUGGAGAGCUUGAGACCUGUGAGCAUAAGAUAGAGAAGCGAGUGGCCGACAGGGUGGAAAAGCACCCCCAUUCAGGUAAUUCAUGGAAAUCUCUCUCUGGGGUAGAGGGCCCAAAGUAUUUUGAAUCUGUCUUUGCGCCAAAUAACAAAUACAUCGAGGAUAUCUCUGAGAAUGAAUUGCAACACUGUGAGAAAGAGGUUAAACCAGAAGAAAACCAACCAUUAAAAGUAGUUUCCCAUGAGAUUAUGUAUGAAGAUCCAAAACACCACCACAGUGAUGUUAUAAAACCAAUGACUGAAGCCCCCAUGUAUAUUAAAGAGCAGUCAAAGCACAGGAUUCCUAAAAAUGACUGCCCAGAAUUGCAACACCACUUGCUGACCGGGGGCUUUUUCAGCACUUUGUCAAACAGGGGUGCUGCCAUUCCUUGUUUUGAAGACUCUAAAGAUAUGGAUCAUGUCAGUCAACAUGCACUAGGGAUUCAGAAGGAAGAAAGCCGCUUUCAUUGUGACAUCUGUAAGAAGACUUUUAAAAACCCUUACAGUGUAAAAAUGCAUUUCAAAAAUGUACAUCUCAAAGAAAUGCAUAUUUGCACAGUUGAGGGCUGUAAUGCUGCUUUCCCUUCUCGUAGAAGUCGAGACAGACAUAGUUCAAACCUAAAUCUUCAUCAUAAGCUUCUGACUAAAGAUACACUGGAAUUCAACAACCAUUUCAAUGCAACAUACCUCUUGAAAGACAUGGCUAAGGAGUUUUGCCAAGAUGUCUCUUUAAAACAACAUGUUGGACAUACUUCUGUAAUCUUCAAAGGAAUGAACAGAACAGGCAGCUACGUUUUUCCAAUGAGCAAAAUUAGAGAACCCUGUUCUGAGAGUUAUGGAUACGAUCCAUUAAAUGAUGGAGCUGUUCUGGAUCUAAGCACUACUUCCAGCAUUAAAUCUGAGAGCAGUGCUCAUUCUUCUUGGGAUUCUGAUGGAGGAAGUGAAAUAUGCACCAUGCCCUUGGAUGAUAGUGAUGAAAGCUGUGAAGGACCCAGCCUAAUGGCCAAUGAUGAACUCUACCAAGACUGUACUUUAAUUGACAAAGCUAAUCAAAACUUUACAAAUUUACCUUCCAGUUUGCCAAUAACUUGUCAUAUAUGUCAAAAAACAUACAGUAAUAAAGGAACUUUCAGGGCUCAUUACAAAACUGUGCAUCUCCGCCAGCUCCACAAAUGCAAAGUCCCAGGUUGCAACACAAUGUUUUCAUCUGUUCGCAGUCGGAACAGGCACAGUCAAAACCCCAAUCUGCACAAAAGUCUGGCUGGGUCACCAACUAGCUUACAGUAAGAUCAGACUGAUCUUAAUUUAUUUCUGCUAAGAAUUAAUCAUUUCAAUUAAGGAAUGUGUUAACAUUAGUUUUAUUGAAACUCUUUUGACUUCUAGCCCGCUCGACAACCACAGUCAAAUUCUUUUCUCCUGUGUGUGCUCUCCGGCAGUUUGAGUCAGCAAAGCUUGGUGCUGCAGUUUUUGUGCAAUUGUUUGGUUUGAUGUUGAAUAGCUAAAACCUCUGUAAGGAAAAGAGAACAUCUUAGAAAUGGGGGAAAUAUGGAGACAUUAAUUAGAGUAUUUCUGAUACCUGUGAAGUAUUACUUGCCAAAAAUAGGAGCUUUAAAUGAGGACCGUCAUCCCUUGUGUUUACAUAUUAAAUGAGUUGUGGUGUUGUGUAAGAAAAGAGUUAGCGAUUGAGCUGAGUUUCCUCUGGUUAGGCUGAGAGUUUUGGGGCUACCAUUUUGUUCAUGAGACCUUGACCUGAAGCUGACUUGCAGUAUUAGUGGAACAUGAUAUUUGCAGUUUACUAUAUCCCAAAAUCCAAAAGAGAAAAUACAAAUUUGGGAAAACUUUGCAUACAGUCCAAACCUUCUGAAAAUCCUGCAGUCCUUACUCCUUAAGUUUGCAUUUCACUUGAAUAAGGAUUGCAGUGUUUGGGAUUUCUUAGAAUUUAAUACCAUUUGCUUUGCAAGAGGAGGGGCUACCUAAUUUGGCAGCAUUGCCUGAUAAAUUAUAGCGAUAGAAAGAAUGAAUAGGUUACGCUAAAAUUUCUGAACCACAACAAAUGCAUCCAUAAAACAUGGGGAAAAAUUAAACCCUUUAAUUCUUUAAUUUAAAAUGCACUUUUUGAGUUCUACUU
Molecule: messenger RNA, 3932 nt
Organism: Pipra filicauda (Wire-tailed manakin)
Lineage: Eukaryota; Metazoa; Chordata; Aves; Passeriformes; Pipridae
Gene: BNC1
Product: basonuclin 1
Exons: 5
Coding region: 137-3091 (984 amino acids)
Biological process (GO): regulation of transcription by RNA polymerase I
Cellular component (GO): nucleus
Source: RefSeq, a predicted model, not a curated record